Molecule: messenger RNA, 548 nt
Organism: Nannochloropsis gaditana CCMP526
Product: purine nucleoside phosphoramidase
Exons: 1
Molecular function (GO): catalytic activity
Source: RefSeq, a predicted model, not a curated record
UUUAGCGAUGCCUCCGUGUCAGGCACUUGCAUCUGUCUUGCCUGAUGGUUGGUCAAAUUCUUUACAAUGCACCUAUGAAACCUUGAUCAGAGUAUUUUUAGAGCAACUAGUUGGAAAAGUGACACUUCGGCAGGUACUUCCGCAGAAGAUGGAUAGUAAGACUGAGGUCAACAGCACCACAGCGCCACCUUCGUUGGAUAAGCGAGAGGAGGAUCACGUCGAGUCACCACAUAUCCCUGUCUACCAGCAUCCUGGCCAGCCACUCCAGGGUGGUGGCUGGCAUGGUGCUCUAAUACGAUACCUGGAUCACACCCCAGAACUCAGGCACUUUAUCUUCUAUGAGACUUCGGAGUGGAUGGCUAUUUAUGACGGCUACCCUAAAGCAAAGGUCCACCUGCUCUUGAUUCCCAAACCCGAAUUCUUGACCAUUAAUUCUGUCACGGAACUCAGCCAUGACAAACACAACAAGCAAAUAAGUAGGCUGCAUUCUGCGGCCCGAUGUAUCGCUACCAAGUUGGAAAAGGACACGAAUGGACUGCGUCUCCGUA